GGUCGCUGAUACGGUGCUCGAUGCUACUCCGGUGGUGAUUUUCACGGUGGAUAAAGUCCUCCUCCCCGCUGAACUUUUCGGGAAAGCUGCUUCUCCGGCGCCGUCGCCGUCGCCGGCGGAAAGUCCGUCGCCGACUGCAGCGUCGCCGCCGGCACCUCCGAGUGAUGAGUCACCGGGGAGCUCUCCGUCGGACUCGCCGGUUGGUUCGGCGGACAGCAAGUCGGCUAAAUCGGGGGUUGCCGUGAGCUCGCCGUCGUUGUUCACCGCAUUGGUCGCGCUCGUCGCCGUAGCCGUUUCGAUUGGAACAAGACAAAUAUACAAUGUGCCAACAAUUCAAAAUUUGAAAUAG
This is a messenger RNA of Eruca vesicaria subsp. sativa (arugula), 349 nucleotides long. Lineage: Eukaryota; Viridiplantae; Streptophyta; Magnoliopsida; Brassicales; Brassicaceae. The record is from the annotation of a GenBank genome assembly.